Molecule: messenger RNA, 1771 nt
Organism: Electrophorus electricus (electric eel)
Lineage: Eukaryota; Metazoa; Chordata; Actinopteri; Gymnotiformes; Gymnotidae
Gene: sac3d1
Product: SAC3 domain containing 1
Biological process (GO): centrosome duplication; spindle assembly
Cellular component (GO): spindle; nucleus; centrosome
Source: RefSeq, a predicted model, not a curated record
UUGUUUAUUUUGAUUUGGUUCUUAUCCGACAGAUACAAGUUGUGUGAAUGCUUGUCAAACUCCACAUAUCACGUCAAAUAAUUAAUUUUUAUCUUAUUUUUUUUUAAACACGGCUAUAACUAGUGUAUAACACCAAGGACUGACUGGCCGGCAGCUAGCCUAUGGAAUUGACACAUUGCUAGCUAUUUCUAGCUACCGCUAUUUGUUUUAUCGGUGCGAAAAAAAACCACUGCUAUCUAUCUAAGUAGCUGUCUGCGUUUCUUUGCUUUCUUCCGACUACGAUCUAAUGACUGUAAAUAUCUCAGAUACGACGAUUAUAAAGUAACAACGUAGCGUAUCGCCUAAAUCAGUGAUGAGCAGAGAAAUUCACGCAAAAUGUUUUCCCAGGUCUCACUGCACGAGGGGUGGAGGAAGGAGACAGAAGCAACGAUGCGAGGGCGAAGCGAAGAGCAGCGUGUCGGUUCCUCGCGGCACCUGCAUGACCAUGUGCCCCGCUUACGAGCUUCGGCAGCGGGAGCUACAGAACCGGCUGCACCGCUUUGAGGUGCUGACCGGCACGGAGCACGACCGUCUGCCCCGCGCAGAUGUCUCCUGCACAGUUAAAGAAUACUCACGCCCAGCGGCCGGUAAAGACUCCACGAGAGCCACCGACCUACGGCCCCCGGACAUUCUGUUAAAGACUGUGUAUUAUCUGGUGGAUGACAUAGCUGCCUCCUCCACACUUCACCCUUGGACUGAGGUCUACAGCUUUGUGUUUGACCGCUUGCGAAGUGUGCGUCAGGACAUGAUCAUCCAGCGCAUAUCUGGCCCGGAGUGCGUAGCGGUGCUGGAGAGGACCGUGCGCUUCUUGCUCUUUGCAUCGUACCGGUUGUGCGGCCAGCCUCUGCGGCUCUUCGACUCGUGCAUCAACGACACACACCUACAGGAGUGUCUGAGCUGGCUUCUAGAAUGCUACCGUGAGGGUCAGCACCAGCACCAGGAGGAGUUCCAGGCCCUCAGCCUACUUUACAACCUGGGUUCGGCGCAAGCUGUUCAGCAUGUCCUGGAGUUGCCUGGAAGCGUGCGCCUCUCUCCGCCUGUCCGGCUGGCCCUGGCCAUCGGGAGAGCCUACGUGGAGCGCAAUCCUGUCCGUCUCCUACGCUUGGCCCGCAGGCUGGACUUCCUGCAGGGGUGUGCCCUCCACCGGCAUCUCCUGCCCUGCAGGAGAGACCUGCUGCUGCUCUACAGCCAUGGACACAGCAGCCGAAACUGCCGUUUCCCCAUCCAAAAGCUAGCAGACAUCCUCUCCCUGGAGAGUUCCCUAACCGCUCAGCUCUGCCGGGCACAUGGGAUACACGUUGGUGGCGAGUGGGUGAUCUUCUCCAAGGGCUCCUUCACUGAGAGCCUGUCUGAGGAGCUGCAAUGUGCCCAAAUGCACAGGCUAUUGGAAGACAAGCAGCAAGACCUUACAGUCAGCGAUAUCAUUCAUGGCGUGGCUUGAUUGUCACAUUUAGGGAGUUGAUCACUCAAAAGGCCAAAGUUUUCUUUUUAAUUUACGGAUGUAAACCUGGAAUCAUAUUAUAGUACUGGUGUACCAAUUAUGCAUUUAAAGCUAAAGGAUUUUGCUGCAUUCUGGGACUAUUUACACUUGUUCACUGUUAAAUCAAGUUGGUGACUCAUCAUCAGCACUGAGGUGUUACAAAAAGCCUUUGUGAGUAUUUCAAUGACGUUUUCUGUUUUUACAGGUGAAAGUAUUGAAAUUUGAAAAGUAAUAAAAUCUAUUUUUAUUCUU